AUGGCCACUAGUGUUCCCGAGGGCCACGUUGGCAACCUUACUGCGGAGCAGUCUGAGAAACUCAGACAGUUUUGGAGGGCUAUUUUUCAGGUUGCCGGCUUAUUACAGGAAUCCGAGUCCUUCGGCAAGGAUGCCGUCACGCAUGACGACGACAAAUUUGGCCUGACGAAACAAUUCCAGGAAAUUUUGAAGACCAACAGUCCGGAAUCUAUCCGUGAAUCUGUCUGGGGCAUGAUCAAGUGCGAUCACCCUGAUACACUUGCUUUGCGCUUCUUGCGUGCCCGUAAAUGGGACGUGAACAAGGCACUGGUUAUGCUCAUCUCUGCCCUCAACUGGCGCGACAAAGAAAUGCAUGUCGAUAGUGAUAUCAUGAAGAACGGUGAAGCCGGUGCUGCAGCUGAAGUACCAGCUAGUGACAACGCUAAGAAUGUUGGCAAAGACUUCAUGACCCAGCUACGCAUGGGCAAGAGUUUCAUUCAUGGCGUGGACAAAGAAGGUCGACCCAUCUGCAUUGUCCGUGUUCGCCUCCAUCGUGGUGGUGAACAAUGCGCUGAAAGCAUUGAACGAUAUACCGUCCACAUCAUUGAGACCACCCGUCUGGUCCUCAGCCCCGAGGUUGAAACUGCUACCAUCAUCUUUGAUAUGACUAGCUUCUCUCUAGCAAAUAUGGACUAUGCACCGGUCAAGUUUAUGAUUAAAUGCUUCGAAGCGAACUAUCCCGAAUCGUUGGGCUCCGUGCUUAUCCACAACUCCCCGUGGAUCUUCCAAGGUAUUUGGCGUAUUAUCAGGGGCUGGCUUGAUCCAGUUGUUGCUGCCAAGGUUCACUUCACAUCUGGUCGUGCUGGACUAGAAAAGUUUAUCGAGCCCAGUAGACUGUUGAAGGAGUUGGGUGGUGACGAGGACUGGGAAUACAAAUAUGUUGAACCUGUGGAGGGAGAAAACGCGACAAUGGACGACAAGGCGGGUGCAGAAGCGGUUCUCAAAGCGAGAUCUUCGCUCGUUGUUGAUAUGCAGGCAGCCACGCUCGAAUGGAUCCAUGCCGCGGACGCCGCAACAAUUGAUGCAGCUGCCAGCAAACGCCAGGAGAUUGCGGGCAAAUUCCGCGAAAACUACUGGGAGCUUGACGGGCAUAUUCGGGCCAAGUCGAUCCUUGAUAGACAAGGUGUUAUUGGGGAGAAGGGCAAGAUUACCUUUUACCCAUAG
Molecule: messenger RNA, 1203 nt
Organism: [Torrubiella] hemipterigena
Lineage: Eukaryota; Fungi; Ascomycota; Sordariomycetes; Hypocreales; Clavicipitaceae
Source: the annotation of a GenBank genome assembly